AUGUUGGUUAGCCAUGACGGGAAUGAAGGCAUCACACAAACAAUAGAGUUCUCAGUAAUCCUUCAAACCCUUAUCGUCUUCUUCCUUGGCUUCCCCCAACAAACCCCAAUUCCAAUAGUCCAAUUCGCUUUCUCGGGUUCAAGCCCAAUCUCUCAUCUUUCUCUCUCCUCCCAACUUUCUCUCUCCUCGAAGAACCCCUCUCCGGAUCUCGAUUUCACCGGAUUCAGAUCGGUGUUUUCGCCGCUGCAGCUGCUGUUAUCGGUAUUCAUGGAGUCACUUCCCACUGAAAACAACGCAUUGGUCAACAUGGAGAUGCAGCCGGUCUUCCUAGACGCGCAAAACAUGGAAUCGCAACCCAACAAACGCCGAAAGAAGAAAUCAAUCGUAUGGGAACACUUCACAAUCGAAAACGUGGGCCCCGGUUGUAGACGCGCUUGUUGUAAACAAUGUAAACAAUCAUUCGCAUACAGCACAGGUUCAAAAGUCGCCGGAACAAGUCACCUGAAACGCCACAUCGCCAAGGGCAGCUGCCCGGUUGUCCUCCGUAACCAAAACCAAAACAACCACCCCGACCUGUCAUCACCAUUCACCACCCCACAACCACCAAACACCGCCACCGAAACACCCAAGCGCCGCUACCGGACCGCCUCUGCCGCCCCGUUCUUCCCCUUCGAUUCCGACCGCUGCCGCCAUGAAAUCGCCCGUAUGAUCAUCAUGCAUGAUUACCCACUUCAUAUCGUUGAACACCCAGGUUUCGUUUCCUUUGUUCAUAACUUACAACCGAGGUUUGACUUGGUCAACUUUAGCACUGUGCAAGGCGAUUGUGUGGCGACUUAUUUAAGCGAAAAGGAUAAAAUCCAGAAAGUGAUUGAAUCAAUGCCGGGUCGGGUUUGUCUCACGGUUGACUUAUACGGGUCGUGUCAAACCACGGGUUAUGUUUAUGUAACGGGUCAGUUUGUGGAUAGUGAAUGGAAGAUUCAUCGGAAGCUUUUAAACGUGGUAAUGGAACCGUAUCCCGAUUCCGAUUCCGCCUUUAGUCAUGCGGUUUCCGCUUGUCUUUCCGAUUGGAAUAUGGAAGGGAGGUUGUUCUCGAUUACGAUCAACCAACCCGUGAGUGAAAUCGGAAUCGAAAGUCUCCGGAAUCUUCUCUCGGAAAAAAACCCGAACAUCCUCGGCGGUCAAUUACUCCUCGGAAACUGUCUUUCCCGUUCCAUAAGCGGAAUCGUAUCGGAAUCACUCGCCGCAAAUCAUGAAACCGUGAAAAAAGUACGUGAUUGCGUGAAGUACGUGAAAACAUCAGAAUCGUUAGAAGAGAAGUUUUUAUCCCUUAAACAACAACUUCAAGUCCCGAGUACAAAAACGUUAGCAAUCGACAACCAAACGCAAUGGAAUACAACGUACGAAAUGUUACAAUCGGCAUCGGAAUUGAAAGAGGUGUUUUCUUGUUUAGAUACCACCGAUUCCGAUUACAGUAAAGGCCCGACUCGCGAAGAGUGGAAUGUAAUCGAGAAUCUUUGCGCGUAUUUAAAGAUUUUAUAUGACACCGCGAAUCUUUUAACAACCUCGAGUGUCCCGACAACAAACACGUUUUUCCAUGAAGCGUGGAAGAUUCAACUCGAGCUGGCUCGGGCAGCCGCCAGCGAGGAUCCGGUCAUCAGCGGGCUGACCAAACCAAUGCAAGAGAAUUUCAAUAACUAUUGGAAAAAUUGUUGUUUGAUAUUAGCAAUCGCGGUAGUUAUGGACCCACGUUUCAAGAUGAAGUUAGUUGAAUUUAGUUUCACAAAGAUAUAUGGUGACGAGGCGCAAACGUAUAUAAAUAUAGUGGAUGAAGGGAUUCAUCAGCUUUUUCUAGAGUAUGUUGCGCUCCCGGUGCCGCUAGCGAAUGGCGGUGGUCCGGUGACCGGAGAAUUGAAAACGGAGGAUGGGGAUGGUGGGGGUGGAGGUGGAGGUGGUGGUGGGGGGCCGGGGUUGACGGAUUUUGAUAUGUAUAUUAUGGAGACGACAAGUCAGCAAUCGAAAUCUGAGUUGGACCAGUAUUUGGAGGAGUCGUUGUUGCCACGUGUGCAUGAGUUUGAUGUGGUGGGGUGGUGGAAGUUGAAUAAGGUGAAGUAUCCGACACUUUCGAAGAUGGCGAGGGAUAUUUUGUCGGUGCCGGUGUCGACGGUGGCGGCGGAGGCGGUGUUUGAGGUGGGGCGGCCGGAGAUGGGGCGGUACCGGUGUUCGUUGAGGGCGGAGACGGUGGAGGCGUUGGUGUGUGCUAAGGAUUGGUUGCGUGGUGAGAUGGUGGAGGCGAGUAAUGCGAUGAUUAAAAUGGAGUUUCCGAUUUGA
Molecule: messenger RNA, 2328 nt
Organism: Lactuca saligna
Lineage: Eukaryota; Viridiplantae; Streptophyta; Magnoliopsida; Asterales; Asteraceae
Source: the annotation of a GenBank genome assembly